Messenger RNA from Brachypodium distachyon (stiff brome), 1013 nucleotides. RefSeq names its product auxin-responsive protein SAUR71. The record is from RefSeq and is a predicted model, not a curated record. The transcript has a single exon. Bases 50 to 514 code for a protein of 154 amino acids. Gene Ontology annotation, biological process: response to auxin. NCBI's taxonomy places the organism in Eukaryota, Viridiplantae, Streptophyta, Magnoliopsida, Poales, Poaceae.
AACAAAGUCUCCAAGCUUGCAAAGACAGUGUCUAAGCCGCAAAUCCGCCAUGUGCAAGGUCUCCAUCGCGGCGCCCUCGCUCGUCCGCUGGCUGCGCCGCGCCGUGGCGAGGCGGUGGCGGCGCUCCCGAUCCGGCGCGGCGGCGUCCGUGCCGGCGGGGCACGUGGCGGUGGUCGUGGGAGGAGGAGGAGGAGGAGAAGAAGGAGGCGCCGGCGCCGGGAGCGCGAGGUUCGUGGUGCGCGUGGCGGACCUGGGCCACCCGGCGUUCCUGGAGCUGCUGAGGGACGCCGAGGAAGAGUACGGGUUCCCGUCCGGCGCGUCCGGGCCCCUCGCGCUCCCCUGCGACGAGGCCCGCCUCCGGGACGUCCUCCGACAGGUUUCUGCUUCUUCUUCUUCUUCUUCCCGGGAGGAGCGGCUCUGCCAGCGUUUCCGUGGCGUCAGCGCGCGGCGGCAAAGGGAGCUGUCGCGGCGGCCGCUGCUGCAGGGGAUGGGCGUGGAGAAGCUCGUCUUGUGAAAGCAGAGCUACUGUUGAUCGGUCAACCCGCGUUGACUCGAAUCCGUAUCGCACGCACAACGAGGGAAAUCGCCGGCGGCGGAGACGACGGACGGGCGUGGGCCUCCUGGCCUGAACGCCGAUCGAAACGGGCGAAAGCAGGACCCGCGCCCCUGCCUUGCCUCUCGAUCGGCCCGAGCAGAGGUCGUCCUCCCGUCGGCAAUGGCGGCGGCCGCGGCACCCUAACCACGACGCGACAGGCCGACUGGAGCACGCCGGCGACGGGCACUGGCACUAAGCUAGGUCGUACUAGUACUGUGGAACUGUGGAGUACUGAUUGACUGAAGACGGUGACGUUUUUUUGGGAUUUUUUGGGAUUGUUUUCUCUGUGAUUCUGCUACUCGAGCCGAGCGGUGGUGCAUGGCUGCAUGCAACUCCCUUUUGCCGGGAAUACGAGGAAGUAAAGAUUAUUUGUUUCGUAAGUAAUUUGUUGUGCAAGAAAAUUCGCUGUGGUUCGUCA